GAAGGUUCCCUGUUGAUACUGAUUUGUCUUUUCUGUACAGCAUAUAACCAGUCCAAUAGAUAACCUAAAUUUCGACCUGUUGUGCAAGACAAUCUCGUCAUAGUUCUUUAAUUAGUUUAUCUGGCCCAAUUUUACCUAUUUAAAGACAAAAUCACAAACUUUAUCACCAGUUCAGUGGAGGGCGUCUCUGGUGAGCCUUUGUUAAAGACGAGCAUUUGGAAGUUUCAGACUUUAAUAACUGGUCUUUGAUUUAGCAGAGAAACUCAGAAAGUGUUUCCUACCAACUACUACAGUCAGGUUUGCUUUCAGUCACAUAACAAGACAGAACUGUUUCCUGUUGUUCAUCUUCUUGUUGGAUCUAACGAAGAUUUAAAGGUGUCUGAGAAGACAGCUAAACUUUCAAACAGUAGUUUUCAUAGUAUGCAAAAGUCCUCUAAAGCUAUUUGUCAGUUUUACAAAAAGUCUAGAGGUUGCAAGUUUGGGACUAGUUGUAGAUUUUUGCACAGUUUUUCACCAGAUAUUACUCAAAGAUAUCACAACAAAGAUGGAAAUCUAAGCAGUGAAAUUGUAGAUUCGUCUUCAACUUUAAGUUCUACUAUUUCUCAAGAUUUUAUCCAACCAACAAAACAAAAUGAAUCAGUAAAGAAGGAGGUAACUGUCAAUCAGAAAGACCACAAACCUUUAAAGGUCUGUCACUAUUUCUAUCAUUAUGGGAAUUGUAAAUUUGAAACAAAGUGCAGGUUUGAACAUCCUGAUGGAGGCCAGCAGGUUAAACCAGUGCCUGGUGUGCAGGUUGAAGAGGGCAGAAUCAAACCACACGGUGCUGCUGCAUCUAACGGAAAACAAGAGAGAUCUGAAUCUCAUGCUCCAGAUGUAAAACAAAAAAGAAGGAGAAAACCUAUCUGUCAAUUCUACAAAGCUGGCAGUUGUAAGAAAGGAGAAGAUUGCCGAUACAGACAUGUAGACAAGGAAGAUUCUAUUUUGAAGGACAUUGUCAAACAAAACUCGAAAACAGCUUCUAUACCAGAAAAUGUUCCAGAUGUUGACAAUAAUUCAAAAAGUUUAGAGAAGAUCAUAUUGAAGCCAGCCGUUUCCAUUCCAGUUGGAAAUGUUAUUAGAGAAUUGAUGAGAGAAUCUGCUUCUGAUGAGGAAGUCAAUCAGCUUAGAUGUAUUGAAUUACAACAAUUCAAAAAAAGGUUUCCGAAAGAGAAAUUGACACUUUUGCCAAAGGUUGAUGACAAAGAUGUAUUUCAGCUUGGUUUCUCAUCUAGUGAUCCUGAUUGGCCCUAUGAUGUAAAACUGUUUGAACUGAAGAUUGCAUUUCCUAUGAAAUACCCCCUAAAGAUGAUGGAAAUUUGUUUGCCACAAGAACAGAAUUUACCUGAAACUGUUAGAAGAUAUGUAGAGGUGUCAAUUCAAGAAUGGAUUGAAGAGAGAGAUAAGCAGAAUAUCAAGAGAGGAGUUAUUAAUAUGGUGUUUAGACCUUUCUUAAAAUGGUUUGAUCGUAAUUUGGAGGAUAUGGUUACAGAAGGUUUAAAACAGUAUCAAAGAGAAAUUAUGGCAAAAGCUGCAGGAAUGGAGUUUAUUCCAGCUAGUCAGCUCAAAAAGGAAGCUGUUAGUUCAUCAGCAGACGACAGCAGUGAUGAAACAGGAAGUGAUACUGAGGAGAGAGAAUUUACUGUUUAUAAAAAGGAAGAUGUAGAAGAAGUUUACACAGGACCAACGGAAAACUUCAGCAGUGGUGAUGAAUAUGAAUAUGCAGAAGAACAGAAGAGUAAGAAAGACUUAGAUGUUACAGAAACUGAAGUGAGAGGUACAGAAGUCAGACUAAGAAAUCUACAAUUGAGGGAUUCAGCAUCCACCUUGGUAUUCCUACAGAUAAAGAUUAUCAUACAGUGUACCAGAUGUCACAAUCGUCUGGAUGUCAAGACACCUCCAAACCAGGUCAAUGCUGUUCCCUGUCAGAAAUGUAACCAGUCACAGUUGGUUAACUUUCGGCCAUCCAUGGCUCAUCAAUACUCGUCUGUCAUUGGUUAUUUAGAUGUAGAAGGAUGUACUGCUUUUGAUCUGGUUAUGCAAGAUUGUCAGUUCAAACUAGGAUGCAUGAGAUGUUCAAAGGAAACAACAGUUCAGGGUUUGCCUCCAGAACAACUGAAGGAUGUAUCAUGUUUUACUUGCUAUCAAAAGAUGAAAGUAGCAGCUGAUUCAGUCAGAUUUACUGAACUCCAACCAUCUUUUCUUAACCAGGAUAGUGCAGUGAAUAUUCCUGUGAUGAAAAUAAAAAAGAUUCCAAAAGAUCCCAGAAUCAUUCUUGGCAACCAACUUCCAGAUAAUGGAAUUUGUAGACAUUACAAAAAGAGUUUUAGAUGGUUUAGAUUUCCCUGUUGUGGGAAAUGUUACCCAUGUGAUGUUUGUCAUGACGACGCUGAAGAUCAUUUAAUGACUAUAGCAAACAGAAUGAUAUGUGGACAUUGCUGUAAAGAACAGCCUUUUGCAUUGGAAAAACCAUGUAAUGCCUGCCAUCAAUUGAUGACAAAAAGUCGCUCAGCAUUCUGGGAAGGGGGUAAAGGUUGCAGAGACAAAACUAAAAUGAACAGAGAUGAUGCAAGAAAAUAUGCCAACUUAAAUAAGACUAUCUCAAGAAAAGCUCAAGAAAAAGCAAAACCAACGAAAAAGAAGGACAGCAAAUAAUGUCUUUCUGUUAUUGUUAACAGUUAUGCUUAGAUUUUAUUUAAUUAUAUACCAUAUAGUAUGUUUUAUAUUAUACAAAUGUAUCAAAAUGUACUGAACAGAUUUGUACAUCCAAUUAUGUAGAGGCUUUAUUUAUUUGAAGAAAAAAAAUAUAUUAGUGAAUCUUUAUGAAAUGAAAUGUAACCCACAGAAAAAAUGAUAAUAAUUAGGUAUUGAUACUACAAUUUGCAUAAUAGGUUUGAAGUGUUCUUUUAUAUCAAUGUCUUUCUGUCUUUACAAAUGUUAAAAAAAAAAUAUUUUCACCAUCUUUUAGGUAUACAAAAAUAACAUUCCCUUUAUUUGUAAUUUUAUAGAAUAAAAUCUAUAAUAUAGGCCUUUAAAUUGUUAAAUUGUGGUUGUUUUGUUAAAAUAAACCAUUAACUACAAAGCUUAUAAAUCUGCAGAUAUAUACAUGUAUAUAUCAGACACUAAAACCUAGAAAACUUUUAGUGAAAAUAUAGUUGGCUCUCUUGUCUACCUUUUAAUCAAGAAAGGAAAAUAGAAAGAUAUUUAAAUAUUAAAGAGUUGUAAAAACAACAAUUAAUUGUAGCUUGAAUCUCAGUAGUUAUCAUAUUUAUACUAAUGUAUAGCUAGAAUUGAGAAAAAAAUCAUUUUUCUUCUUUUAAAACAGAGGUCAUCGGGCAAGUUUGAAAAAAAAUUUCAUGUUUUGAGUAAUAAAAUUUUACUUCAAUUCAGUUAAUGAUAUUUCUUAUGACAAUGCCAUUUUUUCUUCUAUUUGUUUAUUUCCUUAAAUUGGAUCUUAAAUUUUAAGUAAAUAGUGUAAAUUUUAUGUUUAAAGUUAACCUGUUCAUGGUGUCACUUCAGUAUUCUUGUAGAGGAAAAGAUUGAUAUCAAACCCUCUUUGAAUGCUUAUUUUGUGACUUGAUUAGAAAAUAACUAUAAAAUAUGCUUUAUAAGUAUUAUUACUUUGGUACAUAUAUGUUAUUGUGUAUGUACAAAUAAGUUUUAUCUAAUAAAAAUAUUGAAAUGGUU
Mytilus trossulus (common blue mussel) is the source of this 3723-nucleotide messenger RNA. RefSeq lists its product as uncharacterized. Lineage: Eukaryota; Metazoa; Mollusca; Bivalvia; Mytilida; Mytilidae. Gene Ontology annotation, cellular component: nuclear envelope. The record is from RefSeq and is a predicted model, not a curated record. Bases 421 to 2691 code for a protein of 756 amino acids. Gene Ontology annotation, molecular function: zinc ion binding; nuclear export signal receptor activity. The transcript has 11 exons.